Messenger RNA from Xenopus laevis (African clawed frog), 3299 nucleotides. RefSeq names its product inhibitor of kappa light polypeptide gene enhancer in B-cells, kinase beta L homeolog (gene ikbkb.L). NCBI's taxonomy places the organism in Eukaryota, Metazoa, Chordata, Amphibia, Anura, Pipidae. Gene Ontology annotation, molecular function: ATP binding; kinase activity; protein serine/threonine kinase activity. Gene Ontology annotation, biological process: positive regulation of transcription by RNA polymerase II; tumor necrosis factor-mediated signaling pathway. The record is from RefSeq and is marked provisional. Gene Ontology annotation, cellular component: nucleus; cytoplasm; IkappaB kinase complex.
UGGGAAGCAACACAGGGGCACGCAGGCUGGCAGAUAAGGGACUUUUUCUAGUAGUUGCAUACUGAGCUGUAUCAACGGGGACCAGUUAUGAUGCGGAACUGGCUCUAACCCCGCCUCAAGCUUCCAUUGGCUCAGUGUAUUGUACCUCGUAGUGCCCAACUCUAACCAAGAAGCGCAAAGCGCCCGGCCGGACGGGGACCCCAGCACUACUGUGCCGCUCACUCUCACAGACACGCUGCCACGCCCACAGCCCCCCACAUGACACACCAGGAUGCUUCCCCUGGCAAGGCUGGCUGGGCACCACCACCCACACACACACAGACAUGUGGACCCUGGGAGAUGAAGGAACGAUUGGGAACGGGAGGAUUUGGUUAUGUCCUGCGCUGGAUUCACCAGGAUACAGGAGAGCAGGUGGCUAUAAAGCAGUGCCGACAGGAGCUGAGCCCUAAGAACCGGGAGAGAUGGUGUCUGGAAAUCCAGAUCAUGAAAAAGUUAAAUCAUCCCAAUGUAGUCUCUGCCCGUGAAGUUCCUGAUGGGCUACAGAAGCUGGCCCCCAAUGACCUCCCCCUUCUGGCUAUGGAAUACUGUGAGGGGGGUGACCUGCGCAAGUAUCUGAAUCAGUUUGAGAAUUGCUGUGGCCUUAAGGAAGGACCGAUACGGACUCUGCUGAGUGACAUUUCCUCCGCCCUUCGAUACCUCCACGAGAACAGAAUCAUCCACAGAGAUCUGAAGCCUGAGAACAUUGUUCUGCAGCCAGGACCACAGAGAUUGAUCCAUAAAAUUAUUGAUUUGGGAUAUGCCAAGGAGCUUGAUCAGGGUAGUCUGUGCACAUCCUUUGUUGGUACCCUACAGUAUUUGGCCCCAGAAUUACUGGAGCAGAAGAAGUACACAGUGACUGUUGAUUACUGGAGUUUCGGGACCUUGGCCUUUGAAUGUAUAACAGGAUUCCGACCUUUCCUUCCAAACUGGCAACCAGUUCAAUGGCAUGGGAAAGUGCGAGAAAAAAGCAAUGAGCACAUUGUGGUAUAUGAUGACCUGACCGGAGCUGUGAAGUUCUCCAGUGUUUUACCAACUCCCAAUCAUCUUAGUGGCAUACUGGCUGGCAAGUUGGAGCGAUGGCUACAGUGUAUGUUAAUGUGGCACCAGAGGCAGAGAGGCACAGAUCCCCAGAACCCUAAUGUGGGUUGCUUCCAGGCCUUGGAUUCCAUCCUAAGGCUUAAGCUGCUGUCCGUAAUGAACAUGGUGUCUGGCCGUGUGCACACUUACCCAGUGACCGAGAAUGAAAACCUGCAGAAUCUGAAGAGUUGGCUGCAGCAAGACACAGGGAUUCCCGAGGAAGAGCAGGAACUAUUGCAGGCCUCAGGACUGGCCCUUAAUUCUGCCCAGCCUCUAACCCAAUAUGUGAUAGACUGCACGGUUAUUGAUGGGCGUCAGGGUGAGGGUGAUCUGAUAUUUCUUUUUGAUAACCGGAAGACUGUAUACGAACCUCAGAUAUCACUGCCGGCACACCCUGAGAGUGUCUCCAUUGUAUUGCAGGAUCCCAAGCGGCCCCUCACUUACACCCACCUCCGACGUGUGUGGGGGCAGAUCUGGCAGACAAUACGAGCACUGAAAGAGGAUUGUGCUCGUCUCCUUCAAGGGCAACGUACCUCUAUGGUAAACCUGCUGCGAUACAAUACCGAACUUUCAAAAAAAAAGAACUCAAUGACCUCUGAGUGUGAGCAGCUAAAGGCCAAACUGGAUUUCUUCCGGAGCAGUAUCCAGAUUGAUCUAGAAAAAUACAGCGAACAGAUGGAGUUUGGAAUCACUUCUGAAAAGCUCCUGUCAGCCUGGAGAGAGAUGGAGCAAGCAGUGGAAUUGUGUGGAAGGGAAAGGGAAGUGCAAGCUCUUGUGGAUAAAAUGAUGGCUUUACAAACGGACAGUGUAGAUCUGCAGAGAAAUCCACUAGGCAGGAAACAUCGGGGGACCCUGGAUGACCUAGAAGAGCAGGCUAGAGACCUAUAUCGGCGGCUACGAGAGCGACCUAGAGAUCAGAGGACGCCAGGUGACAGCAACGACAUGGUGCGCCUCCUAAUACUAGCCAUCCAGAGCUUCGAGAAGAGAGUCAUCCUUAUAUACGACCAACUCAGCAAGACUGUGGUGUGCAAGCGCAAAGCUCUGGAACUCUCCCCAAAGGUGAAAGAGGUGAUGAACCUAAUGCGAGAGGAUGAAAAGAUAGUGGUGAGGAGACAAGAGAAGAGACAGCAGGAGCUCUGGAACCUGCUAAAGAUUGCUUGUAGCAAAGUCCGCGGCCCUGUGAGUGGUAGCCCAGAUAGCUUGGGCACAUCUCGAAUGCCUGGCCCCAGCCAACUGCUUUCCCAGCCUCCUGUCCUCUCCGUCAGCCUAGCCCAAGAGUAUGUGAAGAAAAGUGAAGAUCUUCGGUCGGAAUCUUUGAAUCUGUGUAGCCAACUGGAAUCUUCAAUGAGGAGCUUUAUGAAGGAACAAGAUGGUAGUCUAAUGUCUUUAGAUUGGUCGUGGCUGUUGCAGCAAGAGGAAGAGUCGGGCGCAUCUCCCAUCACAACCUCGUGAGACACAGAAACGGCAGAUGUACUCGGCAGACAUUGGAACUGUGCCUUUAAAUCAUAUAUCUCUAGGAUUUGUACAGAAAACACACUUGAUCAUACCAACCAUUCUCUUGUCCUUUGUCUAGGGAUGCAACGAAUCCAGGAUUCGGUUUGGGAUUCGGCCUAUUUCAGCAGGAUUCGGAUUCGGGCAAAUCCUUCUGCCCGGACAAACCGAAUACUAAAAAUUAGGGGUGGGGAGGAAAAUCACAUGACUUUUUGUCACUAAAAAGAAAGUAAAAAUGUUUCCCCUUCCCACCCCUAAUUUGCAUAUGUAAAUUGGGGCGGGGAGGGAAAUCUUGUGACUUUUGUCACAAAACAAGGAAUAAUUGCAUAUGCAAAUUAAGAUUCGGUUCGGUAUUCGACUGAAUAUUUCGUGAAGGAUUCUGGGGUUCGUCCGAAUCCAAAAUAUUGGAUUUGGUGCAUCCCUACCUUUGUCACAGACAGUUACAGUUAUAUUAAACAUCUAAUCAGCCGAAUUCUGAGGCCUCAUACAAAUAACCUCGUGUGCAGCUCCUGAGUUUCGAAUCGCGGGGGGACAUUACAGACAAGAUCAGGGAAAAAAUUGCAGGGUAGGAUUGUAACAUAAUAUGUUUUAUAUAUCCACUUAUCAGAGUUUAUUCAUAUGUUUAACUUUUAUACAUGCCCAAACAUUUAAAACAAAACAGUUUGCCUGUGAAUAAAUAAGCUUUUAUCAAA